AUGCCUUCUGCUGGACCGUCUACUUCGCAUGUGACGCAUACGUUUGCUGAAUCGGUCGAUGACUAUCAUCGCGGCAGCGCAGAUCCCUUCGAUCGCUCUCGUCCUAGUAUCUAUGAUACCACUGGCAGUGUGCUCGAUCCGCUCGAUAAUCAGGCGCAGGACUACGAUGAGGAAGACUUCACAGAUAGUGACGACCCAGAUCCAGAUAGAUUCGUCAACUUCAGUCUAUUGUCGCAUCUCGCUGUCAGGCUACGUGACAAGGUGCCAAGGGGUACACACGUCAAAAGCAGCAUACCAUAUCCUCGCGCAUUUACAGGGAAGGACAUAGUUUCGACGAUACAGUCGCAGAUACAACGCGAACUGCUCAUUAAUCAUGGUAUCUCGACUGCGGAUAGGCGUAUAGCUUUGCAAGUGGCACGAAGUCUCCAACAACAGCUGUUCUUUUACGAAGUUGAGUGGGGCGACAAACCUCUGCAAGAUGGGGUGGAAGACGUCUAUAUGUUCUUGGACGAUUUAGAGGGAACUUCUGAAGGUCCAAGAGAAAGAGAAGAACUUCCGACUGCGGUCAUCACGACGCUCACCAAAUGUUAUGCAUCAAUCUGCAGCGAAGGGGAACCAUGCUACUCAUUCACGUGUCCUAGGCGCCGCGUAAAUUGGCAAAAUACAGUUGACCCUGCAGUUAUUAGUAGCCUUCCCGAAAGUGAGAUAAACCGCCAGUCUAUCAUAUACAGGACAAUCAGCCAGGAAGAGCAGUACAUCCAAGACCUCGAUACAGUUGAGGCAUUGUUUAUUAAGCCCCUCCGUCGUGCAACCCACAUUAUGCCUGCUGCCCAGCUGGACGAAUUUAUCGAGGAGGUGUUUGGCAAUAUCCUUGACCUUCGUGAAUGCAACAAGCGGUUGAUAGAAGCGUUGUACGUCCGCCAGCGCGAACAAGCACCAAUUAUACAAAAGAUUGGCGACGUAUUUUUGGAGGCCGCUAGGAGCUUCCGGUAUGCGUAUCCGACUUAUGUGGGGCAUCUUCCACUCGCAGAGAAGAAGUUCAAAGACGAAAUGGAAGAAAAUGCGGAGCUUAGACUCUUCUUCGAGGAAUGCGCACGACAAUCAGCAAGGCAGCAGGAGUCUCGCCGUUUAGACGUGAAGCAUUUGUUGAACCGCCCUCCCGAGCAUCUCCAGAAAUAUCCGCUUGCACUAGAAGCAAUCAUGAAAGCAACGACAGAGGGUAACCCAGAUGCAUAUUACUUGGCGGAAGCCAUACAGGCGAUCAAGAGCCUACAAGGAGUUGCUCAGCUGCGGACCUUCCAAGCUGCUAUGGGCAAGGGCCCGACCGGUAAGUGGGAAUGGCAUGAUCUGGUACCUAAGGACGUUAGGGAGGGCUUGAGUAAGACCGAAGCGAAACGGCAGUCUAUAAUAUUCGAGCUUAUCAAGGGUGAAAUGGCAUACGUCAAGGAUUUGGAAUCCAUAGAAACGAUGUACAUCCGGCCAUUGCGGGAUGCAGAUUCCCCGAUUAUUCCCCGUGAUAGAUUGAACAGUUUCAUCUCGGACGUCUACCACAAUUCUUCUGAAAUAUAUGCUCACCACAGGAGACUUCUCGAUCAACUGCACGAGGUCCAACGCGAAGAGCAUCCGACCAUCAAGAGCGUUACUGCCCCACUGUUUGACGCCGCCCUGAACUUUAGGGAUGCUUACAUGGAGUACAUCCCCAAUUAUCCGAUUGCUGCUUACAGGAUAGACGACGAAAACGCCAACAAUCCUGAUUUCAAGGCAUUCGUCGAGAAAUGUGUCCGGCAUCCUGACGCCCAUCGCCUCGAUAUGAAGAACUUCAUAUACCGUCCGAUCCCUCGCCUCCUGAGGUACGAAUUGUUACUCAAGAAUAUUCUGGAGGAAACGCCCGCCGGUCAUGAGGAUUGUGAAGCUAUACCGGAAGUUCUUGAGAUAAUCAAGUCUAUUGGGAAGGAUACGGAGCCUGGUGUUCAGUCUGCGAAACAAAAGGUGCAAUUAUGGUGCUAUAACGCCAACCUUGUAUUCAAGACCGGGGAAUCAGUCGACAUGGAUUUACUGAAUGAAAGUCGAUCCCUCGUGCAUGCCAGUAAACUUUUGCGCCAACCAGACACUGGCUUUGAGUGGAGCGGAUGGACCGAGCUAUUCGUUCUGCUUUUCGAUAACUAUUUGGUAUUAACCAAACCUAAGGAGAAGGAUGGGAUUACUAAAUACCACGUCAACCGGAGGCCUAUCCCAUUGGAUCUGUUGAACCUCGCCAGCUUUACUGAUGCGCCAAUUCAGAGAAGUACAAGUAUAUUGCGGCUCGGACUUGGUGGCAAUAAACACGCGGACGACCGUGGGACACCGUCAGCCCCAGGAAGUGGCAUGCCUGACAGUGCCGGAGAUCCCCGUCUUCUCUAUCCUUGCACAAUCUAUUAUAGCGGGAGACUUGGUGGGCUGCACACCCUUUUUACAGAAAGCCAACAAGCUCGUAGUGAAUGGAAGCAAAAACUGGAGGAAGCUCUUGGUCUGCGGAAGGUCGUGCAGGAGUCAAACAAAGUGUUUGAAAUGGAUCCCCUUAGUACUGACACCUUUUUCAUUCCAACAUUGUCGGCAAGCAACACUGCUCCGUCUUGGAACCACGAAAAUGCUUUUACGGGAAAAGUUACCUGUUCUGUGCCAUUCAAUACUCCGGAUGGACGAGAGCUCGUCGCGAUUGGUUGUGCAGAAGGGGUAUGGAUUGGAUUCAGACACGAUUCCAAAUCAAUGCGUCGUGUGCUGCACCUGAAGAUGGUGACGCAGUGCGCAAUGUUGGAAGAUUUCGGCAUGUUCCUGGUCUUAGCAGACAAGGCACUUUUCGCGUAUCACAUAGAAGCCCUUGUGCCAUCGUCACCUCAAAGUGCACAUACUUCCCAAACUCCCCAACGGGUCAAUGGGACAAGGGACGUUCAUUUCUUCAGUGUUGGUCAGCAAGGUGGUCGAACGCUGGUGAUCUACAUGAAAAAGAAAGGGCUCGACAGCGUUUUCCGUGUGCUCGAACCUGUCGUGGAAAAGAUUAAUGAACGCACGAAAACACCUGCUUCCUUCACGUCCCGAUUUGGUAUACGGCCGGCGCGUUCAGAGUGGUUCCGCUUGUACAGGGAAUUCUUCCUACCAUCAGAAUCAUUCGAUUUGGUCUUCUUGAAAGCCAAAAUUGCGAUUCUUUGCACGAAAGGGUUCGAAAUCAUGGAUCUCGCCGACUUCAAGAGUGUCACUAUUCCUCUACGUGAUGACGGCCACGAACGGCUCGCGAAACGGUGCGAAUCAUGUAAGCCCGUAGGGAUGUUCCGCGUGGACAACGAGUUCUUACUUUGUUAUGAUGAAUUCGGCAUCUACGUGAACAAACACGGGAGCCCCAGUCGGUCUUCGGGUACGAUUGAAUGGGAAGGCACGGCGGAACGUGUUGCAAUGCACUGGCCCUAUAUUCUUCUCUUCGACUCACGAUUCAUUGAGGUGCGGCAAGUAUCUACUGGUCUUCUUGCCCAGAUCAUCCCUGGAAACGAAAUCCGGUGCAUCUGGGAUGGGCGGGGGACGUCCAGCGGAGCUGCAUCGACAAGCGGAGAAGGACCCAAGCAGUCAAUGAACCUCGAGCCACGAAUACAUGCAGUGGCCUCGGUGCCGGAGCCACCCCAUGGACAACCUAGCCAGAGUGCUAGGGUGCGAUCCGUCGCGCAACACGUGUUUGAAUUGACGCCUACGGUUCCCCUCUAUCCACCGGGACCACUUACUUCACCUUCCAAUUCAGCUUACUUCCCCCAGUCCAGUUCUCCGCCGCACUCGCCUAGCUUCGUACAGAAUACAUUGACACACUCCACGUCGUGGAGGUAA
Messenger RNA from Pisolithus orientalis, 3846 nucleotides. Its product is annotated as CNH domain-containing protein. Gene Ontology annotation, biological process: intracellular signal transduction. The record is from RefSeq and is a predicted model, not a curated record. Bases 1 to 3846 code for a protein of 1281 amino acids. NCBI's taxonomy places the organism in Eukaryota, Fungi, Basidiomycota, Agaricomycetes, Boletales, Pisolithaceae. The transcript is spliced from 19 exons. Gene Ontology annotation, molecular function: guanyl-nucleotide exchange factor activity.